AUGCCUGAGGCGGUGCCAAGCACUGUGACAGCCCCGUCGGGCCCUGAAGUGACCCAGGCCUAUGGGGACAUAGAGGAGGUUCUAGAUGAAGGCAAUCAGCAGCAACUCACUUCCUCCUCUUCCCCAGACGAGGCGGGGUGGGUACAUCAGUCUCAGGACCGCCACCAAUCGACCAAAGGGCUCACCAGGAGCUGCUCCACAGGAUCACCCUCAACAUGGGCCUCCAGGCGGAAGAAACAGUCGAGAAAUGGUGGACAUCCUGGCUCCCAAGAGUCCCUCCAGAGUUGCACUUCCUCUCAUAAAGACCAUACAGACAAAUUACAACACUAUAUGGCAAACCCCAGCCUCCAUCACGCCAACGGCCUGGGGGUAGAAAGGAAAUACUUCACCCGUUCCAAGGGCUAUGAGUUCCUGUUCUGCCAUCUGACUCCCUGUUCCCUGGUCGUUUCAGCAGUCAAUGAGAAGGAACGACAGGGCCAACAAGCCUCGACCCCAAAGGCCAAGGAGGCCAAGCGUUUGGACCUCUUCGGUAGGAAGGUCUACUCCUCCGGGGGCCUCCAGCUACGCAUAGCCAACCAGCAGGCGAUCCUUAAUAGACAUAACUUCAACUCUUGGACGGCCAUGUCCAAGUUUAAGGAUCGCCUGCCCCAGGACUCGCACUCUGAGUGUGCUGCGUUAAUCGAAGAAGGAAAGGCGGUGGCUAAGACUUCACUACAAGCCUCCCUCGAUUCAGCUGACUCUGCAGCCAGAACCAUUGCCUCGGGAGUAGUCAUGCAACGCUCAGCGUGGCUCCAGGCAUUGGGCCUCCCUCCAGAGGUCCAGAACACCCUCCAAGACCUCCCCUUCAAGGGCUUGGGCCUUUUCUCGGCGCAAACAGACUCCAGGCUGCAUGGCCUUAAGGAUUUUAGGGCCACCCAGAAGUCGCUAGGGAUGCAACCCAGAGAAAGCCCUUCAGGCCUCAACCUCCACAGCAGAGGCAGUAUCAACCCCACCCCAGACAGGAGCCGUAUCGCAGACCUUCGCGGACUCAACAAAUUUAUGGUCAAACUCCGGUUCUGCAUGGUCUCACUAAGCACAGUCAUUCCAUCGCUGGAUCCGGGAGAUUGGUAUGCUGCCCUCGACUUGAAAGAUGCCUACUUCCAUAUUGCCAUUCAUCUGGUGCACCGACACUUCCUCCGGUUUGUCAUAAACCAACAUCACUACCAGUUCACGGUUCUCCCGUUCAGCCUGUCCACAGCCCCCCGAGUGUUCACGAAAUGCAUGGCUGUGGUGGCGGCCUUCCUGCCGAAAAGGCAAGUUCGAGUGUACCCAUACCUCGAUGACUGGCUACUGACAGGUUGUUCCAAGGACAAGGUCCAGUCCCACGUGACAAUGGUCAUGAACACCUUUCACAGACUGGGACUCCUCCUCAAUGCGCCCCCGACCAACCUAACCGAGGUCGGUCAGGAGCACCCGCGGGAUGACGACGACGGCCAGCAGUCAUAUUGUACUGUCUGCCGUCCGCAGGGCAAGGCAAGGGGAUGCUGCUGUGUAGCACUGCAGUACCGCAUCUGCCAGCAGCACCCAGGAGACAUACGACGCCAUACCACGGCAAGCAUGGAGCCCGCUCAGAUCGCCGCAGCAGUUAUGAGCACUGUAAACACCACACGCAUUAUCCUGCAGUGUAUGCAGCACCAGAAACUGCAAAAGAAGGCGAGGAGGCGACAGCAGCGUGGUGACGAGAGUGAUGAGGACAUGGACACAGACUUCUCUCAAAGCACGGGACUCGGCAAUUUGGCCAUCCUGGUGGCAAUGAGGCAGGCUCAUGCCAUGGAAUGCCGAUUCUGGGCCCGGGAAACAAGCACAGACUGGUGGGACCACAUAGUGUUGCAGUACAUCUAUGUCCACUUUGAGAAGUGCACCAGUUACGGGAUCCCGUCGGAGGCAGGGUGUGAGGCCAGGGGGACGGGGGAUGACCUGCACUACCUGGAGAACUCCCUCAGCCAUCCACAGCUCUAUGGGCAGUACACAGACCAGCUCUCUGACUUUGCACAGAAGGAAGCGGCAAAACUACUGAGUGAGAAAGAGACCCGAGGGAACAGCCAGAGCCCCCAGAAACGGGACAGCCAGACAGAGGUCAAAGAGGAGCGGUACUCCAAAUACCAAGACUGUGCUAGACACAUUCAGAAAUAUGUUACCAAGAAGCUUGGAGAAGACUGGAUAUUCCUGGUUCUGUUGGGUCUGGUCAUGGCGCUGGUGAGCUGGGGAAUGGAUUAUGCCAGCGCCAAGAGCCUGCAGGCUUACAAGUGGAUGUACAAGGAGCUGCACCCGAGUGUCCCUAUGCAGUACCUGGCCUGGGUCACCUACCCCCUCAUCCUCAUCCUCUUUGCUGCUGUCUUCUGCCACCUCGUCUCCCCACAGGCUGUUGGGUCUGGGAUUCCUGAGCUGAAGACAAUCAUGCGGGGAGUGGUCCUCAAGGAAUACCUCACACUCAAAGCUUUUGUGGCCAAAGUUGUAGGCCUGACAGCUGGGCUGGGGAGUGGCAUGCCUAUAGGGAAAGAGGGUCCCUUCGUGCACAUUGCCAGCAUCUGUGCUGCUGUGCUCAGCAAGUUCAUGUCAAUCUUCUGUGGUGUGUAUGAGCAGCCGUAUUAUUACACUGAUGUCCUGACUGUGGGCUGUGCUGUGGGGGUUGGCUGCUGCUUUGGGACACCACUUGGAGGGGUGCUCUUCAGCAUUGAGGUCACUUCCACCUACUUUGCUGUGCGCAAUUACUGGCGUGGUUUCUUCGCAGCCACGUUCAGUGCCUUCAUCUUCCGAGUGCUCGCCGUGUGGAACAAGGAUGCAGUCACCAUCACGGCCCUGUUCAGAACUAACUUUCGAAUGGAUUUCCCCUUUGAUCUGCAGGAGCUGCCAGCCUUUGCUGUGAUAGGGAUCUGUUGUGGGUUCCUUGGAGCCUUUUUCGUUUACCUCAAUCGCCAGGUGGUUCUGUGUGUCCGACGGCAUAUGGCUCUGAGCCAAUUUCUCACCAAAUACCGCCUUGUAUACCCAGGAGUAAUAACCUUCCUGAUAGCAACGGUGACCUUCCCGCCGGGGUUCGGGCAGUUCAUGGCUGGAGAGUUGAUGCCCAGGGAAGCCAUCAGCUCCCUGUUUGAUAAUUACACCUGGGCAAAGCACAUGGGGGACCCACAAAUCCUAGGGAAAUCUGCCAUCUGGAUCCACCCCAAAGUCAGUGUCUUUGUCAUCAUCCUGCUCUUCUUCGUCAUGAAGUUCUGGAUGUCUGUCGUCGCCACUACCAUGCCGAUACCUUGUGGAGGCUUCAUGCCUGUUUUUGUACUGGGGGCUGCAUUUGGCCGUCUCGUUGGUGAAAUCAUGGCAUCACUCUUCCCUGAUGGGAUCCUCUUUGAUGGCAUUGUUUACAAAAUCUUACCUGGAGGAUACGCCGUCAUUGGUGCAGCAGCCCUGACAGGAGCAGUGAGCCACACCGUCUCCACAGCAGUGAUCUGCUUUGAGUUGACGGGUCAGAUCUCCCACAUCCUGCCCAUGAUGGUCGCUGUCAUCCUUGCCAACAUGGUGGCUCAGAGUUUGCAGCCCAGUCUCUAUGACAGCAUCAUCCAGGUGAAGAAGCUGCCUUACCUGCCUGACCUGGGCUGGAAUUACAUAAGCAAAUACAAUAUCUUUGUUGAGGAUAUUAUGGUCUGUGAUGUGAAAUUCAUCUCCUCUACUUGUACAUACCAGGACCUGCAGACCCUGCUUCAGAGCACAACUGUCAAGACCUUGCCUCUAGUGGAUUCACCAGAGUCCAUGAUCCUGCUGGGCUCAGUAGAGCGGUCGGAGCUGCAGGCCCUUCUCCAGAGGCAUAUUGGCCAGGAGCGGCGCCUGCGCAUCAUCAAAGAGAUGGAGCAGAAGCUGGCUGAGGCGCCCUACGAUGGGCACAGCAAAGGCCAGUGGGCAGCCAUGCCCAGUUGGAAGCGCGAAUCUUUUGCUUUCGUGGAUGAGGAUGAGGAUGAAGAGGAGAAGGCUGAGGAGUAUGUAGAGGUUAUAGAUACAAUGAAGCCAGAGGAGAUAGAUGCAUGGAAGCAGGACGAGCUGAAUAAGGAGGUGUGCUUUGACAGCUGCCGCAUAGACCCCUCCCCUUUUCAGCUAGUGGAGAGGACUUCCCUGCACAAGACACACACCUUGUUCUCCUUGCUGGGCCUCAGCCAUGCCUAUGUGACCAGUAAGGGGAAGCUGAAGGGAGUGCUGGCAUUGGAAGAGCUCCAGAAGGCAAUUGAGGGCUCCACGCGCUCUGGUGUCCGCCUCCGUCCACCCCUCGCCAGCUUCCGAGACACCAAUCGGACCUCGGUCAGCAAUGAGCAGAGUAGCCAGGUUUCACCGGUGUGGAGCCGGCAGGACAGCUGUGUGGUGCCUGUGAGAGGAGCUGCAGACUCAGGGAUGGGGAGCCCACUGCCCUCCAGCUCCCCCUCCCCACAGCCCCCGCCCUUCCCUGAGGAGGGGAAGGGGCUGCACUCUGUCUCAGCUGCUGACGCUGAGCUGGAGGAAAUGGAGCUGUCUGGCCCUGCUGCUGAGAACAUCUCAGACAUCCUCAAGGACCUGAGCCUGCGCUCCACGGACCUGGAGGAGGACGAUGAAGAGGAUGUGCCCCUAUAA
Messenger RNA from Emys orbicularis (European pond turtle), 4626 nucleotides. RefSeq names its product chloride voltage-gated channel 1 (gene CLCN1). The coding region runs from base 1 to 4626 and encodes 1541 amino acids. The transcript is spliced from 25 exons. Gene Ontology annotation, cellular component: plasma membrane. The record is from RefSeq and is a predicted model, not a curated record. Gene Ontology annotation, biological process: transmembrane transport; chloride transport. NCBI's taxonomy places the organism in Eukaryota, Metazoa, Chordata, Testudines, Emydidae. Gene Ontology annotation, molecular function: voltage-gated chloride channel activity.